AUGGAAUUCUUGGACAGGUUAAUUCUUGGAUCCAGAACUCCAAGAUAUGCAGACGAAGCUCUUUUUCCUUCAAGGACUUACAAAAAACCUAUGUGUAAUAGAAAACAUUGCAAUACCUCAUGUACUUCUAGAGUGCUCGAAGAAUUUGAAUUCUGGGCUUAUUUUCUUUCUGAAAAGGAGCCUAACAGAAGAGAGGUAAGAAAGAAAAUUCAUACGAUGAGCAAAGACUUGAGAUUUUCAAUUUGGAUCAAAUGUGUUGGAUCUCGGGAAAAGUUUAUAAGGAUGAAGGAGAUAGGACUUUCUAAUACGAAGGAAGCCCGAGAUGUUGAAAGCAAAGAAGAUGGGAAUAGGAAGUUGGACGAUAAGGGUUUGGUAAAGUUCAUAUUGGACAUGUGUAGAGAUGCGGAAGGAAAUAACCAAGAAGCUAUAUUCAAUAUUCUAAAGAAUUUAGAAAGAGACUUUUCUUCAAUAUCUAAUAAAAAGCUCCUUGCAUUGACCAUAAUGCACAUUCUGGAGCUUCCAUAUGCCUCCCCACAAACUACAUAUCGCUUUAUUCAUUCCUUAAUGGAAUCUCACAACUUCUGUAGUGUAUUCUCAGGAUUCAAUGAGUCUGAACUAGAUAAUGGAAUGGAUCAAGAUGAUGAGAAUAGCGUCCAUUCGGCAUUUUGGAAGUUCAUCAUUUCUGAGAAUGCUUUGGUGUUUGACAGAAUAAUAGAUCUCUUAGUUUGUUAUGAGGGUGCGAAUAUAGCGUCUGUUCCCACAUUUCUUAAGAAGCAGACCGGAGAUAAUGAUGUUCAGAAGUGGGUUGAAUUCAUUUCUGUGAGAUCCAAUCUCGACAAGCUAGGAAGUGUUUUCGACAGUGAGAGGUUAGAAGGUCCUACUGAGGUGGAAGACAGAGAAGAGACAUACUUUGACUUUUUAGUCAUCCAGAACGAGACGAUAAAGGCCCAAGAAAUGAUGAAAAUAGAAACCAAUGAAAAGUUGAAUUCUCUUAAAGAAGAGAGAGAUGAGCUUUAUGCACAAAAGGUCAAUCUUAUGGAAGCAUGUUCUUCCUUGGAGUCGGAUCUCAAGGAAUAUCAAAAAGAAUACGUUAAGAAAGUAGAAGAGAUGCUCCAUAGUGUUGAAGAUAAGUGCGAGAAGUAUGAAAAAGAAAAUAUGGAGCUUAAGGCAAAAGUGGAUGAAAAAGAACAAGUGAAAGAUUUGUAA
This is a messenger RNA of Encephalitozoon intestinalis ATCC 50506, 1206 nucleotides long. RefSeq lists its product as uncharacterized. The transcript has a single exon. Bases 1 to 1206 code for a protein of 401 amino acids. Lineage: Eukaryota; Fungi; Microsporidia; Unikaryonidae. The record is from RefSeq and is a predicted model, not a curated record.